This is a messenger RNA of Exophiala xenobiotica, 2004 nucleotides long. RefSeq lists its product as uncharacterized. NCBI's taxonomy places the organism in Eukaryota, Fungi, Ascomycota, Eurotiomycetes, Chaetothyriales, Herpotrichiellaceae. Gene Ontology annotation, biological process: proteolysis. The record is from RefSeq and is a predicted model, not a curated record. Bases 447 to 1751 code for a protein of 434 amino acids. The transcript has 3 exons. Gene Ontology annotation, molecular function: aspartic-type endopeptidase activity; protein binding.
UCUGGGAUACAGAUGAACAUUUCAUUUAUCAAACCUUCUACAGGUAUCUAUUGGAGCGCCGCCUGGCACACAGGGGAUUACUUGCCCUAAGAAGCAACGUCUGGACCGCCGUGACCGCCAUGUUUAUGCUUAAAAUGGGCUCCCCAGAUUCAACGCUAAUAGCCACCGAGGCGCAAUUGAGCGGCGAGGUGCGCGUCAUUGUCACUGUGCCUGAGGAUCGUGUUUCCAUCAACAUCCAUCCAAAUUUAUAAUGAGAGAUCACUCACUGCUUUGAAAAAGUGGUCCAAGAUAUCCUUGCAUAAUUCUCUUCACUAUCACUGUUCAUCUUCCUAUUACUGACACAUUACCGUCGACAUAUCUCCAGGACACCCUUGUUUGCUAUAUCUCUUCCAUCAUCCUGAUCAUCAUUAGUCCAGCCUCGACUUGUAAUUCACCACUGGAACAAGAUGCGCAUAUCAAUAUCCAUCGUCGCCUCUGAUGUUGACUUACAGUCCGAUUUCCUCAGUCUCGACGUGAGCCCGGACAUGAGCCUCAACGACAUCAAAGCCUUCAUCGAAGCCGAGAUCAACGUUCCUCCCUCCGCGCAGCAUUUUCUUAAAGAUGGGCGACCGGUCACGGACACCUCUAUAAGUCUGACGCAAAUGAACGUUCAAGCGGGGGACGUGGUGGCGAUGGCCGUCCAGACAAGACAAAGAAGACGGCCUGCUCCAGAAAACACCUCAGGUCAGCCUGCGCGGAGAGCUGGAAGCGGCAGCGACCCUGAACAGCUAAGACUGCGUCUCCUGGGCGACUCACACAUGAUGGCGGAGUGUCAAAGACAGGAUCCCGAAUUAGCAGCUGCGUGUUCCGACCGGCAAAAGUUUCAUGAUCUCUGGACUGCCAGGCAAAUACAAUAUGAGCAAUCGCAGCGAGACAAAGAAAAACAAAUUGCGUUGUUGGAAGCAGACCCGUUCAACGUGGAAGCACAGCAGAAGAUUGAAGAAAUGAUACGGCAAGAGCGCGUUGCAGAAAACCUCCAGAAGGCCAUGGAGGAAAACCCAGAAUCAUUCGGCAGAGUCACCAUGCUCUACAUCGAUGUCACGGUGAAUAGCACACCUAUCAAAGCCUUCGUCGACUCUGGCGCCCAAACAACGAUCAUGUCUCCAGCCGCUGCCGAACGAUGUGGAAUACUGCGGCUAAUUGACAAGCGAUAUGGUGGAAUAGCAAGGGGUGUCGGCACUGCGACAAUUCUUGGGCGGGUGCAUUCAGCCGAUAUUCAAAUUGGACAAUACAAUUUGGCCAGCAGUUUCACGGUCAUGGAGGGCAAGGACGUGGAUCUGCUACUGGGUCUCGACAUGCUCAAGCGGCACCAAAUGUGCAUUGACCUUCAAAAGAAUUGUCUACGGGUCCAAAAGGACGAGAUCCCAUUCUUACCUGAGAGCGAAAUUCCCAAGAUGAUGGAGGAAAUCCUUGAGCAUGAACCAAAGGUUGAAGGACCCGACGGUACCACCAUAGGUGCAACAACCGGUACAGUCGAGCCAGCUGCAGGACCAUCGGCCAGCAGUAGUUCGAACGCAGGUCCAAGUGCUACAUCGGCGCAGGUGUCCUCGCCACAACCGGCGGCAGCUUCAAGCAAUUUUGGCCAGUCACAGCCCAUAACGCAAGAGUCCAUUGCAAAGAUUAUCGAACUGGGCUUCACACGAGAGGAGGCGAUUGCAGCUCUGAGACAGGUCGAUGGCAAUGUGGAGUUGGCAAUCGGGCUGCUGAUAUGAGAAACGCUUUGGUUGAUCAUCAGGGAUAAGGGAAAGCAUUUGCAGCGUUGAAGAAGCUUCAGUCAGCCCUUCAAUAUACCAAGUUUUGCAUGCGCGAGCAUGUGACAUAUGCUAGAUAGAAUGCGUUGCAUAUGUUAGCAGGAUGAUGAUGUGCAUUUAAAAUGACCAUCAUAAUUCCCAUUCCCAUCACUCGUUGGCCUUAGGGAGUUUAGAGCGGUUCGCUUAAGGAGAACAAAUGCAACGUACUUUUGGU